Molecule: messenger RNA, 1748 nt
Organism: Lactuca sativa (garden lettuce)
Lineage: Eukaryota; Viridiplantae; Streptophyta; Magnoliopsida; Asterales; Asteraceae
Source: RefSeq, a predicted model, not a curated record
UGUAUUUACAUAGAUAUUCCGUGAUCUUCUACUAAAUCGGAAAUUUCUUGGAAACUCACAUGUUUCUCUGUUUCUUUGUAUGCUUCAUUUCAUUAAGGUGCUAAAAAGUGAAACCGCAUCACAUACCUUCUAUCUCUUACAAAUCAAGUGAUCAAUGGCAUCUUCAUCAUCAUCUUUUCAAUCAUGGAGUCGUGAUGUUUUCCUUAGUUUUAGAGGAGAAGAUACCCGCAAGACUUUUGUGGAUCAUCUCUACUCGGUUCUUGUACUACAAGGAAUCAACACUUACAAGGAUGAUGAAACACUUCCUCGAGGCGAAUGGAUCAGUACAUCCCUUAUGAAGGCUAUCGAGGAAUCACAGAUAGCUGUCAUCAUAUUCUCUACAAACUAUGCAGAUUCAUCGUGGUGCUUAGAUGAAGUUGCACAUAUUAUGAAAUGCAAGGAUACAAAUGGGCUAAUUGUUAUGCCCAUAUUUUAUGACGUGGACCCGUCUACAGUGCGAAAUCAAAAAGGAAAAUAUGGAGAAGCAUUUACCAAACAUAAGUUGGAGAAAAAGAACAAAGUUGAAUGUUGGAAAAAAGCACUUGUGGGUGCAAGUAGCAUCUCUGGAUGGGAACUCAAAAACAUUGCCAACGGGCAUGAAUCAAAGGCUAUCAAAGAAAUUGUUGACAAAAUUUCAUCGAGGUUGCAACUAGUAACUACAAGUACUGCAAAUGAGAGAUUGAUCGGAAUAGCACCUCGCAUGCAGCGUUUAAUAUCAGCCUUACAAAUUGGGACAUGUGGUGUGCGCAUGAUUGGAAUAUGGGGUGUUGGGGGUGGUGGUAAAACUACUCUUGCAUCUUCUGUAUUUGAUGAAAUAUCUAAAAAGUUUGAUGGUUGCUGUUUUGUUGCAAAUAUUCGAGAGGAAUCAAGUAGACGUGGUUUGAAAGAAUUAGAAAAAGAAAUUCUUUCACAAACGGGAGCAAACAUUGUUGGAAGAGGAAGAUCAUUGAGAGAUAAGAAGCUGUGCAAUAGAAGGGUAUUGAUUAUUCUUGAUGAUGUCGAUCAACUUGAUCAACUAGAAACUUUAGCUGGAUCACCUUAUUGGUUUGGUGAUGGAAGCCGAAUAAUAAUCACAACUAGAGAUGAACAUCUAUUAAAAGCUCACAAAGUUGUAGUACAUGAUGUUAGCUUGUUACAUGGUGAUGAGGCUAUUGAGCUCUUUCACAAGCAUGCAUUUCGAGGUUGCAUACCUAUGGAAGAGUAUGAGCAACUUUCAAAAGAGGUAGUCUCUUAUGCUGGUGGGCUUCCAUUAGCACUUACAGUUCUCGGUUCUUCUCUAUGUGACAAAAACAUUGAUCAAUGGAGGAGUGCAUUAACCAGGCUGAAAGAGAUCCCAGAUAACAAGAUUCUUGAAAAGCUAAAAGUCAGCUUUGAUGGACUUACAAAGAUUCAGAAAGAUUUGUUCCUUGAUAUUGCAUGCUUUUUUAGGUGGGAGGAAAUAGAUAUGGCAAUGGAGAAGCUUGAUGCUUGUGGUUUUCAUCCUGUUAUAGGAGUAGAGGAGUUGAGACAAAAGGCUCUCGUAACUAUUUCGGAUGGAAAGUUUGAUGAUCUAGUGCAAGAAAUGGGACACUACAUUGUUAGAGGAGAUCACCCUAAGAAUCCUGAAAAACAUAGUAGAAUUUGGAAGAAGGAAGAUGUUGAAAGAAUAUGUGCUAUGGAUGCAACAAUGGUAAAUUUUAAGCUAGCUUUGCAUGAUAUACAUGAUUAAC